Molecule: messenger RNA, 2879 nt
Organism: Drosophila willistoni
Lineage: Eukaryota; Metazoa; Arthropoda; Insecta; Diptera; Drosophilidae
Gene: aralar1
Product: calcium-binding mitochondrial carrier protein Aralar1
Exons: 10
Coding region: 285-2315 (676 amino acids)
Biological process (GO): malate-aspartate shuttle; aspartate transmembrane transport; L-glutamate transmembrane transport
Molecular function (GO): calcium ion binding; L-aspartate transmembrane transporter activity; L-glutamate transmembrane transporter activity
Source: RefSeq, a predicted model, not a curated record
AAAACGCCAAACAUAAAGUGAAAAAUACUCUCGACAAAUAAAUACAUAUAUGUAUAUAUAGAGGAUAUAUAUCUAUCUAUAUAGAGGCAGAAAGCUGGAAGUCUCAGCUGUCAGUGGCAACAGUUGUUCAGUUCAAAAACACUUCAGUCCUCAAAUUAGUCAUUUGUGGAUUUUGAGUGUUUUUUUUUAAAUAAAUUAGCUCCCACGUUUAAAGUGUUCAAAAAUUACCUCUAAUUUGAAUUGUGUUCAUUAUAUUUUAAAAGGAGAAAUUAUAUAAAUACGAAAUGCCAGAUAAGGAAGAGACUCCGUCGUUUUUGAAGCGCGCCGGUACCGAUAAACUGCGUGAAGUCUUCCUAAAGUAUGCCUCAAUCCACAAGGAUGGGGAGGAGUACAUGACCAGUGAGGAUUUUGUACGCAAAUUUCUUGGCCUGUUCACAGAGACCGCAUUUAAUGAUGAAUCGGUACGUCUAUUGGCUGGCAUAGCCGAUACUAGUAAGGAUGGACUUAUAUCAUUUUCGGAAUUUCAAGCCUUUGAGGGUUUACUCUGCACACCAGAUGCCCUAUAUAGAACAGCAUUUCAGCUGUUCGAUCGUCAGGGCAAUGGCACUGUGUCAUAUGCUGAUUUUGCUGAUGUCGUACAAAAAACUGAACUGCACUCAAAGAUACCUUUUAGCUUAGACGGUCCAUUUAUAAAACGCUACUUUGGCGAUAAGAAACAACGCCUUAUCAACUAUGCUGAAUUUACGCAACUUUUGCAUGAUUUCCAUGAGGAGCAUGCCAUGGAGGCAUUCCGUAGCAAAGAUCCAGCUGGUACUGGAUAUAUAUCCCCAUUAGAUUUUCAGGAUAUUAUCGUUAAGGUUAAACGGCAUUUACUAACGCCCGAUGUCAAGGAUAACUUGGUAGCGGUCACUGAGGGUCACAAAGUGAGCUUCCCCUAUUUCAUAGCAUUUACCUCGCUGCUUAAUAAUAUGGAGUUGAUUAAGCAAAUCUAUUUGCAAGCCACUCAGGGCAAUCGCACUGAGAUGGUUACCAAGGAUCAAUUGCUUUACGCAGCACAAACAAUGAGCCAAAUCACUCCAUUGGAGAUUGAUAUACUCUUCCAAUUAACCGGAGCUGUACAACAGACUGGCCGCAUCGACUACAGUGACCUGAGUAACAUUGCACCCGAGCAUUAUACCAAGCAUAUCACACAUCGAUUGGCCGAGAUUAAAGCAGUGGCGAGUCCUGCCGAUCGUUCAGCGUUUAUCCAAGUGCUAGAGAGCACAUAUCGCUUUACCCUGGGUUCCUUUGCGGGCGCUGUGGGCGCCACUGUGGUCUAUCCCAUUGAUCUGGUCAAGACGCGAAUGCAAAACCAAAGAGCUGGCUCCUACAUUGGCGAAGUUGCCUAUAGAAAUUCCUGGGAUUGUUUCAAGAAGGUUGUUCGUCACGAAGGCUUCCUGGGUCUGUAUCGUGGUCUCCUGCCUCAACUGAUGGGCGUGGCACCAGAAAAGGCCAUUAAGUUGACAGUCAACGAUUUGGUGCGCGACAAAUUUACCGACAAACGCGGAAAUAUUCCCACGUGGGCCGAGGUUCUGGCCGGUGGCUGUGCCGGUGCUUCCCAGGUGGUCUUCACCAAUCCAUUGGAGAUUGUUAAGAUUCGUUUGCAGGUGGCCGGUGAAAUCGCCACGGGCUCUAAGAUUAGUGCCCUGUCGGUGGUUAGAGAGUUGGGUCUCUUUGGUCUGUACAAGGGUGCAAGAGCGUGUUUGCUGCGUGAUGUUCCCUUUUCGGCCAUCUACUUCCCGACCUAUGCCCAUACCAAGGCCCUUAUGGCCGACAAGGAUGGCUACAAUCAUCCAUUGACGUUGUUGGCCGCUGGUGCCAUUGCUGGUGUGCCGGCUGCUUCUCUUGUGACACCCGCCGAUGUGAUCAAGACGCGUCUGCAGGUGGUGGCCCGUUCAGGCCAGACCACUUACACGGGCGUUUGGGAUGCCACCAAGAAGAUUAUGGCCGAAGAGGGACCCCGUGCCUUCUGGAAGGGCACAGCUGCUCGUGUCUUCCGAUCAUCGCCUCAAUUUGGUGUCACUUUGGUGACCUAUGAGCUGCUCCAGCGCAUGUUCUAUGUGGACUUUGGCGGCUCACAACCCAAGGGUUCGGAGGCUCACAAGCUUGCCACACCUUUGGAUAGCAAAUUGAGCGGGACAGACGAUCAUAUUGGUGGCUAUAAGGCAGCUGUUCCUCUGCUAGCUGGUGUGGAGUCGAAGUUUGGUCUUUAUCUGCCGAGAUUCGGUCGCGGUGCCACCGCCGCUGCAACGCCAGGCACAACAACUGGCUCCUGAUUAUAUUGGCGCCAUCGCCUGCACAGCAGCGCCAUCUAGGUGUUAAAGUUGUACAGUACGGAAAACCAGGAUGAUUGUGAGCAGAGCAUGUAUAUUUUUUGCUAGAAAGGAUUUUACACACACACAACACAGACCACAGAUAACUGCACUGCGGCCAAUGUCAACAAGAAUUGUCUAAUUUAUCCAGAAUGUGAACAUUUUUCAAAGUAACUGACAAACCAUUUUAGAUGGCAUACAACUUUAGGCAACUAUUAUUAAUUUUUUAAAAUUUUAUUUUCCACCAAGUGUAGAAUGAAUAUUAAGAAGAAACUGUAGUGUUUUUUUGUAAACUUUGUUAACUAGUUAAAAGAAAAAAACAAAAAACGUUAAAGGAAAUCAACCAAUAGGCGAAACAAGUCACUGAAUGUCAACUUUUUGCACUCAAUCAACUAUUUAAACACACAAAAAUAUAAUUAGUACGAAUUUGUUUAAAACAAUUACAUAAAAUGGGAGAAACAUAUGCAAUGAAUGACCUCUUAGCUAUUAAUAAAUAAAUGAAUAAAAGUCUAUAUAUAUAUAUUUAAA